This is a messenger RNA of Cyphellophora attinorum, 1095 nucleotides long. RefSeq lists its product as uncharacterized. Gene Ontology annotation, molecular function: oxidoreductase activity. NCBI's taxonomy places the organism in Eukaryota, Fungi, Ascomycota, Eurotiomycetes, Chaetothyriales, Cyphellophoraceae. Bases 1 to 1095 code for a protein of 364 amino acids. The record is from RefSeq and is a predicted model, not a curated record. The transcript has 2 exons.
AUGUCUGGAACACAGACAGCAGUCAUGGAAGCAAAGCUGGCUGGAUCAGACACAUGUCUGAAGUCCAGCAACGACCUCAUUGCCAGCUUCAAUUUCUACGCCUCACCUGACAAGCCUGACAUUUCCGAGAUCGCCUCCAUCUUUGGAGGAACAUCUCGGCGUCUCAAAGCAGUUCCAUGUCCUGAGACAUACGUCAUCUCUCCUUCCGCCGCAGCCUCUUCAGUCCCGGACUUCUUCGACAAUGACUACGUACAAGAACGCUACUGGCCGGAGCUCACCACUGCCUUGAGAUCCCAGCUCGGUUUGCGAAGUGCGAUCGCCAUGAACACAACAACUAGGGACGUGAGACCAGAGACAACAGCAAGAGAGAUCAACCACCUUAAUCCGCGUGAGGACAAGAAAAGUCUCGGUGGCUUUUUCGUUGUGCACGGUGAUUACUCGCCUGCUGGAGGGCGAGCUCACCUGCGGCAUGUGCUGCCAACAUUCUUCGACGACACGAAAUGCCUGGAACCAAUCACAACUCCAGAGGAAAGGACGAAGUUCUUCCAGUUGUGGAAUUCGAUCCAAGCUGCCGAGCAGCAAGCUAUUCUUGAAGAGCAAGGCGGCACGGAAGAGCAACACAUGUGGGCAUGGAGUGGACGCAAUUACACCGGUCCUCGCUGGGCGAUUUUCAGCGUCUGGCGGCCAUUGGAAGUCGUGCAAAGUGAUCCUAUGGGCAUCAUGGAUGCGCGCUCUUUCUUUUCUUCAUCUAGCCUCCACGAAGAUGGAGAUCAGUAUGUUAUCUACGAUCGCACUUACAAGGAUCGCCCUGGCUUUACAUCAAGCUACCGAAGCGAAAACAUUCUGCCAAUUGCACCUUCAGCGACAGCUCCAGUGGAGGCUACCACCCAGCAAGCCUACCGUUUCUUCUGGGUUCCCGAUCAGACGCCUGAGGAAAUUUAUGUUCUGAAGCUGUUUGAUAGCGAAGCGCAGACUAUUCGAGGUAGGCGGGCUGGCGUGGUGGAGUGUGCGCCACACAGCGCAUUCACGCUUCCAGAUCAGGACGGCAAACCGGCGCGGAGGUCGGUCGAAGUUCGCGUCUUUGCGAUUUGGUGA